GUUAACUCUCUAGACUUUAGCUAACAAUCUAUAUGAUCAUCAAACAGAUUACGAACUACACAUGUAUUUUGUAUUAAAGUCGUGUGAUAUAUUUGAUAUAUAGAUAUAUAAAUUGCCUUAUACAGGAUAAAGAAAUGUCUUAAUUAAGGAAUUUUGAAGAGCACACACUCAUAUAUACGAUAUAUGUGAUUGAAAUGGCAGCUAAAGUGGAGAAAACAGAGCUCUUAUACAAGUUUGUAUUGAUCGGAGAUAUUGGUACAGGGAAAACCAGCAUCAAAUCACGCUAUACUCAUAACUUAUUCUCUGAACAAUACAAAGCUACUAUAGGUGUAGAUUUUGCAUUAAAGGUAAUAGAUUGGGAUGAUGGUACAAUCGUAAAGUUGCAGUUAUGGGAGAUUGCAGGUCAAGAACGAUUCGGUAACAUGACUCGUGUUUAUUAUAACGGAGCUAGUGGAUGUUUUAUAGUGUAUGAUGUAACAAAACCAUCAACAUUUGAAGCCGUCAUGAAAUGGAAAGCAGAUCUAGACAGUAAAGUCACACUAUCAGAUUCAACACCUUUACCAUGUGUUUUACUGGCAAAUAAAUGUGAUCAAGCCAAGGAAGGACCGGUAAACAACGUCUCUCAGAUGGAUGAUUUCUGUAAAGAAAAUGGUUUUGUUGGAUGGUUCGAGACGUCUGCGAAAGAAAAUAUAAAUAUAGAUGAAGCAGCUAAAUGCCUUGUUACGAAGUUAAAACCAGCACCAUCCCAUGACAGUUCCAUAAAUGAAUCUAGUAAAAGGGGAGAAAGCUUAUUAAAUGACAUUAAUUCAAGAUUAGAAAUACGACGAAAGAGCAUAGACUUAGAUGGUGUAGACCCUCUUGAAAAAGAAGCUUUUGAACAGACAGUUAUAUACGCAGCUAAAACAGCUUUACGGGUUAUCAAAUCCGCAAGACUUGAAAGGUCGGAUUCAUGUGAUAAUGUUUCUGUAAAAUCUGAAAAUAAAUCGGACGAAGACGAUUAUUGUGAAAUCAUCGAUGCUAACCGAUAUACAAAAAGAAAUUCCAAAGAAAAAUGUGUAACAAAUUAUAAAGAACAAUCGAGUAGACCCACAAGUAAAAAUAGGACACCAAGAAGGAGACAAAGCUCAGUUCAUGAAGUACAAAUAUACAAUAAAAUGGCCGAAAAGAAGAAGAGUAUUCGAAGAAAAGAAUCUUAUGUGCUGUUACCUGUAAAGGAUGUAAAAGGUCUCACCCAACAGCAAAUUGACGAAAUAAAAAAAUCAUUCAACGACCUGGAUGUUAAUAAGGAUGGGAGAGUAUCGAGAAGAGAGCUAAUUCUCGGAGCUUAUCGACUUGGGAUGAAUCCCACGGACGCUGAGGUGGAUGAAAUGUUUCUGUCAUCUGAUAAAAACAAUGAUGGAUUUAUAGACUUUAAUGAGUAUGUAGAAAUGAUGAGAAAGAAUUACGUCACAAUUGAUAUAGAACGUGAGCGAAUGAAAGCUGCCUUUUGUUUAUUGGACAAUGAUGGUGAUGGUUUCCUAACCAAACAAGAACUUAUCUCGGCUCUGUGUACAAAACAGUCUGGGAUAACAGUAGAAGACAUUGACGAAAUAUUACAUGAUGCUGACAUGGAUGGAAAUGAUCAGAUUGAUUUUAAUGAAUUUGUAGAUUCGACGAUAUGCGCAAAGUUAUUCUGAAUGUAAAGACAAAGUUGGCAACAUAAUACUCUUAACAUUUGUUUGUUGAUAGAUGGCAUGGGAGAAUUGUCUUAAUUAUAGGAAAGAGAGAGAGAGAGAGAGCGAGAGGGAGACGGGGGCAUUGUAUAGAUCGUGAAUGAAAGGAAGAUUAGUGACACAUAUGUAUACAUGUAUGACUUAACUAAAAUGUAGGAUUGUUUAAUGAAAUCAAAAACUUGCAUUUACAAAUUAAUGGUGGACAGACUGAUAUAUUUAUUAACUUGUACAUAUACUGAAUCUUAUGUGUAUGGAGGUCCUACAUACAUUUGUAUGUGUAUAUUUUCUACAUGUUUGAUCAUUUUUUGCAAAUGUGCUCGUUUA
Molecule: messenger RNA, 2036 nt
Organism: Mytilus trossulus (common blue mussel)
Lineage: Eukaryota; Metazoa; Mollusca; Bivalvia; Mytilida; Mytilidae
Exons: 9
Coding region: 195-1676 (493 amino acids)
Biological process (GO): endosome to lysosome transport; phagosome-lysosome fusion
Cellular component (GO): trans-Golgi network; Golgi apparatus; phagocytic vesicle
Molecular function (GO): GTPase activity; GTP binding; calcium ion binding
Source: RefSeq, a predicted model, not a curated record